UGCCAUGAGUGUUCGCUCAUAACAAGUUCACAGUCGCUUUCAGCUGCUUUUAGCUUCAGCUCAACAGCAACUCCGCUCCUAUUAAGAACUUAACAGCAACAAAAUUAAAUACUUAAUUAAGUACAUUUAAUAUUUAAGUUUCGCCACUUAAAUGUAGAAUGAAAGUGGAACUGGUGGUUUGGUGUGUGCAUCGAGAACGUCUACUUCUACUGAGCGCACUCUCUGAAGAAGCAUGAUCAAUUAAUUGAUCAGUUCUUAUCUACAAAGAAACAAACGCCAGAGGGAAAUCAGACGCAAGCAUGCCUUUGAAACCUCCCUUGCUAAACGGUACUCAAGUGCCGCAAAUAUUUGUACCGCCUUUUCGCUUGGUCGACCUGAAUGUCCUCGCGCUUAAGCUGUGGUGCUCGACCUGUGUGUUGCCUCUUUCCUUGAGAGACUGCGUCGAAGACGUCGAGUCAUUGUUCAGAUCAGAGCUAAAGGUUGGCUGCCCUAAGUGCUUCAAGGUUGCCUUUGUACCUCUCACACUGAUGGAAGAAAAUGGCAAAUUGUCUGCAUAUGGAAGCGAAGAUAUUCUAGGCUCGAAACUAGCUGGAAAGAACUCCGAGCCCUCGAUUGAGAUCAUGGAGAGCUAUUCGUUGGUGGAAUCAGCCACGUUAUUGCAGAACACAGAGGAAAACAAGCUGGAAGAGAGGUGGGAGACAAUUCAAGAUCCACCAGAGAACGUUGAGAGUCAUGUACAAGAGGAAUCACAGGAAGUAGAAGAAAUAAUUGAGGUGAAGGUGGAGCCUGAGGACGAAGAUAUUAUCGUAGAAGAGAUAGUAUUAGCCAGGGAGGAACGUGCCACUACCAACAUACCAGCUCCAAGGAAAAGGGGCAGGAAGCAGACAUUAGAAGCUUUCCGAGAUGAGUGUUUACCAGUUGUGCAAGUUGUACCACGGAGUCCACUAACUGUGGUGUAUUCGUCAUCGUCAGAAUCCGAUCACAAUCAAGACGAUGAUGGCCAUAAAGCUGUGCGAUCUGGUGGCAACGUUCGACACGUGUUAAUUGAUUAUUCAAGUGACAAUUAUGAAUCGCCUUCAGAAGCUGAGGCUAGUGACGUCUGGGAACCAGAGGAGACAGAUUCAGACAGUGAAGAUUGGAUUCUUGACGAGGAAGACAUGGAUUCGGAAUCGGACGAAGAGUUUAGGAAAUUAAAGCGUUUGAAUUAUUGCAGCUCUGGUUGGAUGGAAAAGUGCAUUUACUGCCCACUGGAAUUUCCCAACUUCUUGGUAGCCUCCAGGCACAUGAGGUCAGAGCAUCCCGACUACAAAGCUCUGAAGUGUGGAUUGUGUAACAGGAAAUGGAAAACCGCUCAAGGCUUCAAUAAGCACCUCUACACCCACCGGCCGAGCAAGAAACGGUUCUUCUGUGAGCAAUGCGGCACGUUUUGGGCCAAUCUGGAGAAACACAUGAUCUCUCACAUCACAGAGGCCAAUUUCAAAUGCCGAGAGUGCCCGGCCAAACUGAAGACGGCAAAUCGACUGUGGACGCAUAUUAAAGCGGUGCACAAGAAAUGCACCUGUGACUUCUGUCACAAAGUCGUUGGGAGGAAGCGGAUCGAAAACCACAUCAGGACACACAUCGGAAUCAAAAAGCGAUACGAGUGCAACAUUUGUAAAGCCCGUUUUGUGCACAGAGACAACAUGAAAACCCACAUGAGGAACAACCACAACUAUGUCUGCUUAGUUUGCUUCAAGCAAUUCAACUGCAAGCCUGAACAGGUGCAGGAGCACGCCAGCAAAGAGCACUCCGCCGAGGAAAUCAAGAACAGCUGCGUGGACGGCAAGAAUUACGAAAAAGUGACCCGCUUCCAGUGCCAACAAUGCUACAGAUACCUGGCGUCGAAGCAGUCGCUCCAGUUCCACAUGAACACUCAUUUGAAAGAGGGUGAACCUGAUGGUCCACAGCCAAAAAGGAGGAAGAAAAAGGGCCAAGAAUCUUAAAUUAUGUUAUGUUUAAAGAAAUAAUGGUUAAUUUCUUUGACAGUUGACUGAUGAUGCUUUGCUUACAUGAGUAGAAUUAAACUUGUGAAUUGGAAGCUUCCAA
Messenger RNA from Cloeon dipterum, 2085 nucleotides. Its product is annotated as serendipity locus protein delta-like. Gene Ontology annotation, biological process: regulation of transcription by RNA polymerase II. Gene Ontology annotation, cellular component: nucleus. Gene Ontology annotation, molecular function: DNA-binding transcription factor activity, RNA polymerase II-specific; RNA polymerase II transcription regulatory region sequence-specific DNA binding. The transcript is spliced from 3 exons. The coding region runs from base 300 to 1982 and encodes 560 amino acids. The record is from RefSeq and is a predicted model, not a curated record. Lineage: Eukaryota; Metazoa; Arthropoda; Insecta; Ephemeroptera; Baetidae.